UCUGGAUUGAAAUCUGUACACGGAUAUUACAGGUUUUUUUCCCUCAUCUACUUUAAUAUCUACGAAAGGAGAGAACUUAAAAGAAGGCAAACUGCGUCAGCUAUGGCUGUUUCAUGGGGAGACUCCCUGGUAAGCAGGCAGCUGCUGCGGCUGCUUCUGUUGCACACGGCCUGGGAGGUGGGCAGCGGCCAGCUCCGGUAUUCCGUGCCAGAGGAAUCCAAACACGGCACCUUUGUGGGCCGCCUGGCCCAGGACCUGGGGCUGGAGGUGGCGGAGCUGGUGUCUCGGAUGUUCCGGAUGGUCUCCAGCGGCAGGAGAGACUAUUUUGAGGUAAAUUUGCAGAGCGGCGUUUUGUUUGUUAAUUCGCGACUAGACAGGGAAGAGCUGUGCGGCCAGAGCCCCCUGUGCGCCAUUGACCUGGAGGUGAUAGUGGACAAACCGCUGAGGAUAUUUCACGUGGAAGUGGAGAUACAGGAUAUAAACGACAAUGCUCCUGUGUUCCCCGUAAAUGAAAAAAAUCUAUUUAUUUCAGAAUCCAGACGCCCAGGCUCGCGAUUUCCACUAGAGGGCGCGUCUGACGCAGAUAUUGGUACAAACUCUCUGCUAACCUAUAAACUCAGCCUAAAUGACUAUUUUGAUGUAGAUUUGCAGAAAAAUAACGAGCAAAGAAAAUCGUUAGUCCUUCUGUUAAAGGAACCUCUGGAUAGAGAGGAAACCUCUGAGCAUAGUUUAUUACUCACUGCUACUGAUGGGGGCAAACCGGAGCUCACCGGCACAGUUCAGCUGAUGAUCAAGGUGCUGGAUGCCAAUGAUAACGCGCCUGUAUUUAAUCAAUCUGUCUAUGAAGUGCGUUUGUUAGAAAAUGCGACUAAUGGGACAUUAAUCAUUAAACUCAAUGCAACCGAUUUAGAUGAGGGAAUUAAUAAAGACAUUUCAUAUUCAUUUAGUAAUUCUUUUAAUCCUAAUUUAAGAAACAUGUUUAGUCUAGAUCCAAACACUGGUGAAGUAAGAUUUAAAGGAGAAUUAGACUUCGAAAAUAUCAGUUUAUAUGAACUACAAAUCGAAGCAACUGAUAAAAGUGCUUUCCCCUUGACUGGACAUUGCACGCUGGUGGUGGAAGUUUUAGACGUGAACGAUAACGCCCCUGAGCUGGCCGUGACUUCCCUUUCUCUGCCGGUGCCGGAGGACGCUCCCCCGGGGACAGUGGUGGCUCUUAUUAGCGUCUCUGACCGAGACUCGGGAGACAACGGCAAAGUCACCUGCUCCAUCCCCCCGAACCUGCCCUUUCGACUCGUCUCCACCUUUAAAAAUUAUCACUCGCUGGUGCUGGCGGAGGCCGUGGAUCGGGAGCGAGUGUCUGAAUAUAAGAUCGUGGUGACAGCCAGAGACCAAGGGGCCCCGUCUCUCUCGGCCAGCAGCAGCAUUUUGGUGGCGAUCUCGGAUGUGAACGAUAACGCCCCCGCUUUCCCUCAGCCCGUUUACACGGUGUUUGUGAAGGAAAACAACCCGCCCGGGGCCCAUCUCUUGACCGUGUCGGCCUGGGACCCGGACCUGCGGGAAAACGCCUUUGUGAGCUACUCGGUGGUGGAGCGAAGUGUGGGAGAGCAGCCCCUGUCCAGCUACAUCUCGGUGCACUCGGAGAGCGGGCAGAUCUAUGCCCUGCAGCCCUUGGACUACGAGGAGCUGCAAGUGCUGCAGUUCCAGGUGAACGCGAGGGACGCCGGGUUGCCGUCGCUGUGCGGGAACGUGAGUGUGCAGCUCUUUGUCCUGGAUGCAAAUGACAACGCGCCCGCAGUGUCCCCGGCUGGCUCUGUCGGCGGCUCGCCAGGGCCCGAGCUGGUUCCGCUGUCUGCCGGCGCAGGGCACGUGGUGGGCAAGAUCCGAGCGGUGGAUGCGGAUUCCGGCUACAACGCGUGGCUUCGCUACGAAGUGCAGGAUCCCGGGGCUGCGGGGCCUUUCCGGGUGGGUGUGUACAGCGGGGAGAUCAGCACGACGCGGGCGUUGGAGGAGGCGGACGGCCCCAGCCAGAGCCUCGUGAUCCUGGUGAAGGACCAUGGGGAGCCGUCGCUGUCCGCGACAGCCACUGUCAGCCUGUCCCUGGUGGAGAGUGCCCAGGCUGUGAGAUGGGACUCGAGGCCAAGGGGCGGGAGCGAAGGGCCCUUGGUUGACAUGAACGUGUCUUUAAUGAUCGCCAUUUGCUCGGUGUCCGGGCUGUUUGUGCUGGUGAUUGUCGUGUACGUUGGCCUGAGAUGCCACCCUGGUCCGGAAGUUAUGUGCGGGCCUGGGAAAGCCACCGUGGUGUGCGCGAGCGAGGUGGGGAGUUGGUCCUAUUCCCAGCGCCAGAGCCGGAACUUGUGUGUAGGGGAAGGCUCCGCCAAGAAUGAUCUCAUGGUUUUCAGCCCCAACUUCCCUAACUCUGCAGAGAACGGGGACAAAGAGAAACAUCAGGCGAUGAAGCCGAAUCUCUGUGGAACGCCCGCGUCCGCGAUGGCUCUUUUCCGGAGAGACGCCCUGGUAAGCAGGCAGCUGCUGCGGCUGCUUCUGUUGCACACGGCCUGGGAGGUGGGCAGCGGCCAGCUCCGGUAUUCCGUGCCAGAGGAAUCCAAACACGGCACCUUUGUGGGCCGCCUGGCCCAGGACCUGGGGCUGGAGGUGGCGGAGCUGGUGUCUCGGAUGUUCCGGAUGGUCUCCAGCGGCAGGAGAGACUAUUUUGAGGUAAAUUUGCAGAGCGGCGUUUUGUUUGUUAAUUCGCGACUAGACAGGGAAGAGCUGUGCGGCCAGAGCCCCCUGUGCGCCAUUGACCUGGAGGUGAUAGUGGACAAACCGCUGAGGAUAUUUCACGUGGAAGUGGAGAUACAGGAUAUAAAUGACAAUGCUCCUGUGUUCCCCGUAAAUGAGCAAAACCUGAGUAUAGCAGAAUCACUAACGCUUCCAGGUUCGCGUUUCCCACUAGAGGGCGCGUCUGACGCAGAUAUUGGUACAAACUCGCUGUUAACCUAUAAACUCGGCCCAAGCGAACAUUUCACCAUAAAGGUGCAAACUAAUGAAGAGCAAAGUAAAUCUUUAGUUCUUGUUUUAAAGCAAUCACUGGACAGAGAGGAAACCCCUGUACAUCAUUUAUUACUCACAGCCACUGACGGUGGCAAACUGGAGCUCACCGGCACAGUUAGGCUGCUGAUCACGGUGCUGGAUGUGAAUGAUAACGCCCCUUCUUUUAACCAGUCUAGUUAUAAAGUUCGAUUAUUAGAAAAUGCAGCUAAGGGAACAAUGGUAAUUAAAGUGAACGCAACCGACUUAGAUGAGGGAAUUAAUAAGGAUAUUUUAUAUACACUUCGCGGUGUUACUCAAUCUAGUGUAAGUGCCACCUUUAGAAUAGAUUCAAAUACUGGAGAGAUCAGUGUAAAUGGAGAACUGGAUUUCGAAAACACUAAAUUACACGAAGUUCAAGUAGAGGCCACUGACAAAGGUAAUUUCCCAUUAUCCGGGCACUGCAAUGUUUUCGUAGAAGUGUUAGAUGUUAACGAUAAUGCCCCCGAGUUAACAAUAACGUCUCACUCUCUACCGGUGCCGGAGGACACUCCCCCGGGGACAGUGGUGGCUCUUAUUAGCGUCUCUGACCGAGACUCGGGAGACAACGGCAAAGUCACCUGCUCCAUCCCCCCGAACCUGCCCUUUCGACUCGUCUCCACCUUUAAGAAUUAUCACUCGCUGGUGCUGGCGGAGGCCGUGGAUCGGGAGCGAGUGUCUGAAUAUAAGAUCGUGGUGACAGCCAGAGACCAAGGGGCCCCGUCUCUCUCGGCCAGCAGCAGCAUUUUGGUGGCGAUCUCGGAUGUGAACGAUAACGCCCCUGCUUUCCCUCAGCCCGUUUACACGGUGUUUGUGAAGGAAAACAACCCGCCCGGGGCCCAUCUCUUGACCUUGUCGGCCUGGGACCCGGACCUGCGGGAAAACGCCUUUGUGAGCUAUUCGGUGGUGGAGCGAAGUGUGGGAGAGCAGCCCCUGUCCAGCUACAUCUCGGUGCACUCGGAGAGCGGGCAGAUCUAUGCCCUGCAGCCCUUGGACUACGAGGAGCUGCAAGUGCUGCAGUUCCAGGUGAGCGCGAGGGACGCCGGGUUGCCGUCGCUGUGCGGGAACGUGAGUGUGCAGCUCUUUGUCCUGGAUGCAAAUGACAACGCGCCCGCAGUGUCCCCGGCUGGCUCUGUCGGCGGCUCGCCAGGGCCCGAGCUGGUUCCGCUGUCGGCCGGCGCAGGGCACGUGGUGGGCAAGAUCCGAGCGGUGGAUGCGGAUUCCGGCUACAACGCGUGGCUUCGCUACGAAGUGCAGGAUCCCGGGGCUGCGGGGCCUUUCCGGGUGGGUGUGUACAGCGGGGAGAUCAGCACGACGCGGGCGUUGGAGGAGGCGGACGGCCCCAGCCAGAGCCUCGUGAUCCUGGUGAAGGACCAUGGGGAGCCGUCGCUGUCCGCGACAGCCACUGUCAGCCUGUCCCUGGUGGAGAGUCCCCAGGCUGUGAGAUGGGACUCGAGGCCAAGGGGCGGGAGCGAAGGGCCCUUGGUUGACAUGAACGUGUCUUUAAUGAUCGCCAUUUGCUCGGUGUCCGGGCUGUUUGUGCUGGUGAUUGUCGUGUACGUUGGCCUGAGAUGCCGCCCGGGUCCGGAAGUGAUGUGCGGGCCUGGGAAAGCCACCGUGGUGUGCGCGAGCGAGGUGGGGAGUUGGUCCUAUUCCCAGCGCCAGAGCCGGAACUUGUGUGUAGGGGAAGGCACCGCCAAGAAUGAUCUCAUGGUUUUCAGCCCCAACUUUCCUAACUCUACAGAGAACGGGGACAAAGAGAAACAUCAGGAGAUGACGCCGAAUCUCCGUGGAACGACAAUUCUUUCAGCUGCCUUUGAAAGUCUUGACAAUAAGAUUAUUGACAUGGCUGUUAACACUGGCCAGGUUGAAGAGUGA
Molecule: messenger RNA, 4944 nt
Organism: Chelonoidis abingdonii (Abingdon island giant tortoise)
Lineage: Eukaryota; Metazoa; Chordata; Testudines; Testudinidae
Source: RefSeq, a predicted model, not a curated record